Fonticula alba is the source of this 870-nucleotide messenger RNA. RefSeq lists its product as hypothetical. Gene Ontology annotation, molecular function: protein binding. Lineage: Eukaryota; Rotosphaerida; Fonticulaceae. The transcript has a single exon. Bases 1 to 870 code for a protein of 289 amino acids. The record is from RefSeq and is a predicted model, not a curated record.
AUGGCCCACCAGUGGUCGGCCGAUUUCCAGGGCCCUCCUCGCGGCUCCGGGCUUUACCCCGCCCUCUCGCCGGCGUCGGGCGGGUCAUCCGGCCCCCCGUCCAAUAACCAGAUCAAUGUCUCGGCGCUGCUGCAAUCCAAUGGGUAUGGCGAUGUGCAGACCCAGUGGCCCGGUGCGGCGGUCGCUUCCCCCUGGGCCGGGGGGGCCGGCGCUGUUGCGGCCAACACCCGCAGCCCCCCGCCCUAUCAGAUGCACACGCCGCUGCUCUUUGGCACCGGUGGCCAGCCGAGUCCGGUGUUCAUGGAGCCCGGCCCGGCCGCCCCGGCCUACAGCAGCCCGGCCAUCGGGCGGGCCUCCCCCCUGCGGCUGAGCACCCCGGCGCCACACCCUUCGGACCUGGUGUACGGGCUGACCCGAUCCACCGAGUACUGGGCACAUGGGGCCGACGCGCCGCUGCCCUCCGCCUCCGGGGCCAAUCCCCAGCAGGUGGCCCCGCUGGUGCCCAGCUCCCGGUACCGGCCGUAUGCCAUGCCGGCCGGGUGGGACCUGGGCGUCGGGCCUGACGGCCGCACCUACUUCCGCCGGCAGGUGUUUGCCGGGCGCCCGCGCCCGCCUGGCUCCGGGGCAGCCGGGCCGCAGGUCGACGACAUGGCCCCGAUGUCGUGGGUCGAUCCGCGCGUGUCGCAGCAGGUGACCGCCCCACCGGUGCGCCUGCCCCCGGGCUGGGAGUGCUAUGUGGCCGUGCCGACACCCUGGGGCGAUGCCGAGGCCGGGCAGAAUGGCAAUGUCCGCCCGGGUGUCCUCUCCCCGCGCUUGUUCUAUGUCGACCACAAUCGGAAGAUCACCACCUGGGUGCCGCCCGUGUUUUGA